This is a messenger RNA of Cyphellophora europaea CBS 101466, 1122 nucleotides long. RefSeq lists its product as uncharacterized. Bases 1 to 1122 code for a protein of 373 amino acids. NCBI's taxonomy places the organism in Eukaryota, Fungi, Ascomycota, Eurotiomycetes, Chaetothyriales, Cyphellophoraceae. The record is from RefSeq and is a predicted model, not a curated record. The transcript has a single exon.
AUGGCCCUGAAAAAGAAGCGCGAGAAGGCCAAGCAGGCAGAGCUGCUGCAGGCCGCCGGGAUUGACUCAGAAGAAGGAACCUCGAGCUGGGAUGAGAACGACCCUGACGGACCACGAGCUAUAACAACCGAUGAACCUGCUGUUGCUGGACCCGUAGAAAGGGCUACUUUCUACCCCCAACCAUCCCGCCGGUCAAAGCACGACGAAUUGCUUGAAGCUGCUGGACUUGAAACAAGACACCAAGGCUACGACCCCAACGUUCCCGACGAACCCCGAGCCAUUACCACCGAUGAGCCCGACGAUACACCGCGUGCGGUACCCACGGCUGAUGGCUACGUCCCGGCACACCGGUCAGGCAAGAAGGCGGAAGAAGUCGUCGAAAACCCCGCGGGCACCGAGUCCGGGGACAUCGAUGAGUGGGUGCAGCGCGUCCUGAAGGCGCUAGAGGAAGACGCCAAGCCCAAGAGUGCCCUGGAGGUGUGGGCGCGGAAGGUGUGGCGGGCCAUGAAGAAGGACAAGGUGCCGAAGCCCACACAAGUCGAACUGGAGGAGGCUCUGGAGCCGGCGGUUUCCAACGGCAUGGCGACCGAGAUGUACGAGGAUAUCAACGAGAUCGUCCAGGCCGCGGCCGUCCGGUUCGCCGCUGUCCCAUCCGUGGCGAAGCAGAAGGUCGGCUUCUACCAGGUCGAAGACGAGUUCAAGAAAUUGCUCAAGCUGCGCGACAAGCUCGCCGAGGUCUGUCGGGCCAGCGACGAAGAGUAUCUGGCGGAGAAUGGAGAAGCAGCAGGUGCAGCAGGCACCAAGAAGAAGUCGAAAAAGCCGAAGCCAGCACCCCCCUUCGCAAAGAAACCCGAGGGUCUGGAAGACAUCCAUGUGACGAUGGCGAAUGGGCGCGUCGCGCGCGCCAGCGACGACUGGCUCGCCGCCAUUUUGCAUUAUGUGCAGGAAUUGAUCCGCACCGAGGAGAAGUUUCGGAUUUACCACGCCUACUUCAUGGGGAAGCUCAACACGCUCGACAAGUUCCAGAGAUGGCAGACGCAGCAUCGGAUUCUUUCGUAUCUGCUUGCGAGGUCGGUGAAUAUGUUCGCUUGGGGCUUGAUUCCGAAACCGCCGCUGCCUUGA